Molecule: messenger RNA, 1638 nt
Organism: Protopterus annectens (West African lungfish)
Lineage: Eukaryota; Metazoa; Chordata; Ceratodontiformes; Protopteridae
Gene: LAMP2
Product: lysosomal associated membrane protein 2
Cellular component (GO): membrane
Source: RefSeq, a predicted model, not a curated record
AGAAAUGCCACCUUGCAGGUUCCAGAUGAUGUGAUAACCAAUGGCAGCUUUUGUGGGAAUGAGUCUAGCAUGCCACUCUUAAAAAUCAGUUUUGGAAAAAGUUAUGAACACUAUUGGAGUAUAAGCUUCACAAAUACCACUUCAUCUUACAAAGGGCAUGAACUGACUUUCGCUUACAACAUCAGUGACAAGGAUACUUUUCCUGAUGCCAAGGAAGAAGGGAUAAAAGUAGUUCUACAGAAUGACACAAUGGACUAUGUUCCACUGAAUGAAAUUUACAGAUGCAACUCAGUGGAUGUAAUAUAUGUGUCUGAAGUCUUCCAGAUAUUUUGGAAUGUCCACCUUCAGGCAUUUGUUGACAAUGGAACAAUUUCCACAAAAGAAUUUGUGUGUAAAGCAGAUAUAUCGUCAACAACGGCAGCUCCCACAACGGCAGCACAUACGACGACCCCAGCAGCAAAUACAACGACCCCAGCAGCAAAUACAACGACCCCAGCAGCAAAUGCAACGACUGUUCCAGUAACAACAGCAGCACCAACUUCCUCACCACCAGUAAAACCAGACACUGGAAAAUACAAUGUCACCGGAAAGGGUGGUGAUAUUUGCUUGCUGGCUACAGUCGGUCUUCAGCUGAGUUACAGCUCCUCUACCAACAAAACUGACACAAGAAUUCUGAAUAUAAAUCCCAACUUGACACAAGCCAGUGGAAGUUGCAAUGAAAGUGGAAGAGCAGUUCUCACAUUAACUGAUGGUGGUAAAUUUGUUGAGUUCACGUUUGCUAUUCUGAUUCAAGUUUGUGUAGAUCCAUUUUCAGGUGGCAAUGACAGUCUGAACUACUGGCAAGCAUCCGUGGGGAGUUCAUACAUGUGCAACAAAGAGCAAAGGAUUGUUGUCACAGAAAACAUUACACUUAGUACAUUCAGUCUACAAGUUCAGCCCUUCAGUGUUACAAAAGGAAAUUUUUCCAAAGCUGAAGAGUGCUCAACAGAUAAGGACAACUACAUUGUGCCAAUAGCAGUUGGAGUGGCCUUGGGAGGAUUAAUUAUUAUAGUUAUUGUCGCUUACAUUAUUGGUCGUAGGCGAAGUAAAGCAGCUGGAUAUGAACAAUUUUCUUAAAUUUGCUUGUGGCCCAUUUGAGCGCAACCCAGAGAGGUAUGCAUUUGAGAAAGGACCUGCCCAUUUUUAGACUGCCUGUAAAAGUUUGACUUCAACUGUUCAUUUGCCUUUUCUGUAUUUCAGACUUGUGCCACAGUAGAACACAAAUGCUUGGACGAACAUUAAUAGUAGCAUCUCUGUUCAUUUGUUAAAAAGGGUUAAUAAAACACAGGACAGAAUGCUUUUUGUUUGUCGAUUAGAUUCACUGAAAUGAUACAAAUGUUUAAAUAUUAAAAAUACUAAUGAUUGAAGCGUUUGUGCAUGAUGCCUUUAGAAGGCUCUAGUGCCUUAAAUUGACAAGCCAAAUUACAAAAUAGUAUAACCCUAAAAUAUGCAGAACUGCAUAUGUAUUUUUUAAUUUUUGUUGAAUUGGAAUAUGCGGUUUUCUUCUGGCACUUAAAACAAGGUAUGAGUAAUGCCUUUAAGAUUAAAAUCUGGCUAAAGGUGUACGUAUGUUGUGAAAUAAAAUGUUAUUUACAGUUU